Molecule: messenger RNA, 2224 nt
Organism: Prunus mume (Japanese apricot)
Lineage: Eukaryota; Viridiplantae; Streptophyta; Magnoliopsida; Rosales; Rosaceae
Gene: AST56
Product: STAS domain / Sulfate transporter family
Biological process (GO): sulfate transmembrane transport
Cellular component (GO): membrane
Molecular function (GO): secondary active sulfate transmembrane transporter activity
Source: RefSeq, a predicted model, not a curated record
AAUUAAUGUGACAUCAUCAAUAUACUGUCAUGGGUUGGUACAAAGCUAGCACUACAGAUACAUAAUAUGCUACUGAAGAGAGUUCACCCAAACACUUCAAAUUAACCACCAUGGGUUCUCUGCCAACUGAGGUAUUCAGUGUGGAGCUGCAGCAGCAUCCGCAUCAUGUUGAGGACACUACUGGUCGGGUUGAGAGAGCUCAGUGGUUGCUCAAUUCUCCUGAGCCACCGGGUCUAUGGCGGCAGCUCCUUCAUGGAAUCAAAAGCAAUGUUUUUCCUGAAGGAAAUAACUACUCUUCUAAGCAGAAAACUCCAGCUAGCCAUGCGUUUUCGUUCUUUCGGGGUCUGUUUCCGAUUCUUAGCUGGGGAAGGAAUUACAAGGCAUCAAAGUUUAAAAACGAUGUGAUGGCCGGCUUAACACUGGCUAGCCUUAGUGUUCCUCAGAGUAUUGGAUAUGCUAAUCUUGCAAAACUUGAUCCUCAAUAUGGCCUGUACACAAGCAUUGUGCCACCUCUGGUUUAUUCUCUAAUGGGGAGUUCAAGAGAGCUAGCUAUUGGGCCAGUGGCUGUGGUUUCCAUGCUGCUGGCCUCCUUGGUUCAGAAAAUAGAAGAUCCUGUGGCCAAUCCUGUUGCUUACAGAAAGCUUAUCUUCACUGUGACCUUCUUUGCUGGAAUUUUCCAAGCUGCUUUUGGAAUCUUUAGGUUGGGCUUUCUUGUGGAUUUUCUUUCACAUGCUGCCAUUGUAGGAUUCAUGGCUGGUGCAGCCAUUGUCAUUGGUCUCCAACAACUGAAGGGUCUACUUGGGAUCAAUCACUUCACCACCAACACCGAUGUGGUCUCCGUCUUGGAGUCUGUUUUCAAUUCAAUUGUUCAUGAACCAUGGUACCCUCUGAAUAUUGUCUUGGGUUGUUCAUUCUUGAUAUUCCUGCUACUUACCAGGUUUAUUGGCAAGAGAAACAAAAAGCUCUUCUGGUUGCCAGCUAUAGCCCCCCUUAUAUCAGUUCUAUUAUCUACUUUGAUAGUGUUUUUGACAAAAGCUGAUAAGCAUGGAGUGAAAAUAGUAAAACACAUCAAAGGGGGUCUAAAUCCAAGUUCAGCUCAUCAGUUACAACUCGGUGGCCCACAUGUUGGACAAGCAGCCAAAGCAGGACUUAUUUCUGCUGUUAUUGCUCUUGCUGAGGCCAUUGCUGUCGGUCGAUCUUUCGCUUCCAUCAAAGGGUACCAUCUUGAUGGGAACAAGGAAAUGAUAGCCAUGGGAUGCAUGAACAUUGCUGGAUCUUUAACUUCUUGCUAUGUGUCAACUGGUUCAUUUUCAAGAACAGCUGUAAAUUUUAGUGCAGGGUGUGAAACAGUGGUAUCAAAUAUAGUUAUGGCCCUCACUGUAAUUUUAUCAGUGGAAUUGCUUACUAGGCUCUUGUACUUCACUCCCAUUGCCAUCCUUGCUUCAAUCAUCCUAUCAGCUCUUCCUGGACUUGUUGAUAUAACUGGAGCUUACCACAUUUGGAAGGUUGACAAAUUAGACUUCCUUGCUUGCAUUGGUGCAUUCUUUGGGGUCUUGUUUGCAUCAGCAGAGAUUGGUCUUCUUGUUGCGGUCAGCAUCUCCUUUGCAAAGAUAUUGGUGAAUUCACUUAGACCUGGCAUAGAAGUUCUAGGGAGACUUCCAAGAACAGACAUCUUUUGUAACAUCAAUCAGUACCCUAUGGCCACAAAAACUCCAAGCAUCUUGAUAAUUGGCAUCAACUCUUCUCUGCUUUGUUUUGCUAAUGCUAACUCUGUGAGAGAAAGGGUAAUGACGUCGGUGAUGAAAGAAGAGAAUGAGACUGAAGAUCAGAAAGAAAAGGGAAGAAUUCAACAUGUAAUCCUUGACAUGUCUAAUGUGAUAAAUGUCGACACUUCGGGAAUUCUUGCACUAGAAGAAAUACACAAGAAGUUGUUUUCGUAUGGCAUAGAAUUAGCUAUGGCCAACCCAAGAUGGCAAGUGAUUCACAGGCUAAAGGUGGCCAAAUUGUUAGAUAGAAUUGGAGGGGAGAGGGUUUUCCUCACUGUUGGUGAAGCUGUAGAUGCAUGCCUCAAUUCCAAAGUGGCAGGUGGGAGCAGCUGUUGAUGGUUUGAGUGGCCUUAUUGGAUAUUAAUUACAUAAAAAACCAUGACUAAACCCUUAAAAUAUGCAUAGCCUUAUGUGCUGUGACUGUAAAGUAGGGAAUUAAGUAAAGAGAUGUUUGAAUA